Molecule: messenger RNA, 2594 nt
Organism: Acyrthosiphon pisum (pea aphid)
Lineage: Eukaryota; Metazoa; Arthropoda; Insecta; Hemiptera; Aphididae
Exons: 2
Coding region: 472-1716 (414 amino acids)
Source: RefSeq, a predicted model, not a curated record
GAAAAUAGAUGUUAGCCGAUUCUCAUACCUACUGAAUAUGCAUAAAAAAUUUCAUAAAAAUCGGUCAAACCGUUUCGGAGUAGUAUCGAGACUAACACUGUGACACGAGAAUUGUAUAUAUAAGAUAAUAUAUUUCUAAAAAGUAUUACUAAUUAUAUUGAAAUAUUCAUGAGAUCACUUCUGGCCCCCGUAUGUACCUACUUAUCACGUGUUCUUUGGAUGUGCUGAGAAUUUUAUUAUUGUCAGUUUUGUUUAUUUAACUCGAUUAGACCAUAUAGACAUAAACGUACUGUAUCAGACUGAUAACGUGAAGCAUAAAACGUAAUUGGUGCAUUUGAUUUAUGAGUGGAGCAGAGAGAUAGUAUAUUUUAUUACACUAUUAAAUAAAUUAAUAUUAUCAUUAGUUAGCAAUUUCACCAGACUUAAAAAGACGUUUAACACCGCCAAAGAAUGUAAUAAAAGUUAAAAGUUAUGGAACUAUUCGUUGAAACAGAAAUAAAGGCCAUCGUGGCCGAAGGUGCGUUCGGUAAAAAUUGUAACUUAGUGUCGUUCAACAUGUAUAAUGAUAUUAUUGAAAAAAAAGAAUGGAAGUACAAAGCAAUAUUUGGGGACAUCGUCACAUCAGACGAAAGCCAUUACUCCGUUUUGAUCAAAUUAAAAAAUCGCGAUAAAACGAUACGUGAAAGUUCUGAAUGUGAUGUACUAUUCCAAAAUGAAUUAAAUAUUUAUGAAAAGAUCAUACCAUUCUUAUUAGAGUGUCGUGGGCCGUUGGUAAACGAUGUAAAUGCUCUGUCUUUACCACGGUUUUUUUAUGGUCGUAACAACGGCGGUGAAUUAGCGGAAAAGGAUUUAAUUGUUUUCGAAAAUGUUAAUACCUUAGGCUACCGUUUUACCGAAGAGCAAAUUUUCCUGGACAACGAUCAUUUAAUAAUUGCACUUCAGGCUAUUGCAGAGUUUCACGGGCUGUCGUACAUAGCCAAACACAAAAAUGUCAGUAGAUUUCUCGACAUGGUGGCCGAUGUCCAAGACUUGCAGUUCGACGGAAACGGCCACUGGACGGCCCAAAACGACCUGUUGAAGAGGAUGGGCAAACGCGGCGUGGACCGACUGUUGGAGCGCGACGGGGGACGGUACCGUGACCACGAGCAGUUGCGCCGCUUGAAUAAGCUAUUCGACAACGCAACUGACACGCUGCGGCGGGCGUUCGGUGCACACGAACCGCUGUCCGUCCUGUGCCACGGCGAAUAUUGUCGCGGUAGCGUCAUGUUCCAGUACGACGAUUGCGGGCGCCCGUUCGACGCGCUCAUCAUGGACUUCUUCGAAUCGCGUUACGGGUCACCCGCGCUGGACCUGUCGCUGUUCCUGUACACUACCACCACGCAGCAUGUGCGCGAGACGCACUGGGGCGACCUGCUUGACGCGUACUGGGCUGCGCUGACCGCCGCCGUCCCACCCGGCGUCCGAUUCCCGGAUCGCGCCGAACUGGACGCCGAGAUGGCCGCGUCCGCCAUCGUCGGGUUCAUGGGAGCGUCGUUCAUUUUGCCGUACAAGCUGCGGGACCACAGCGACCCGUUGUUGGACUCGGUGGCGACCAGCGACGACCCUGUCGACUACUUUCUGGUGUUGGGUGGUGACGCGGGCACCGAGUGUUUGGCCGACCUUAUUCAGCACAUGGUCGACAUGGCAUACACGCAGCCUUGUAAUGCACUCGGCUAAUAGUAGUUGUAAUUAGGUAAAAGUAUUCAAAUAUCUUUUAAGCGCUUAAAAUGUAAAUAUGUAAACGCUUUUGAAGAAAAUACCUAUAGAAGCAGUAUUUUAAGUACACCAUCUCAAAGUAAUAAAAUACUCAUUUUCCACACAUUUUUUCUCAUUUUGUAGGUACCUAUAAUUUACUAUCUGUGACUCGGUGUGACGUGGCGUUUGCAUUCAUUCACGAAUGUGCCCUGUGUGUACACACCGUCCGGUGACACUAGUUCCCGGAUGGGUGACCACCUGGGAUUUUUAGUGACAAAUCCUUGCCACACAUGCACACAUGUGUUCCAAGUAGCAAUAAUGCUUUAAUAUGUUUGAAACCAGACUGUAUCGGUGAAUAGCGAGACACAUAAGUUCUAAAAGUGACACCAAAAAAGUACACAAAUCACGCAGUUGAUAUAUUCUAAGUGGCACCAUGAAUAUUAUCGUUUUACAAUUUUGUGUGUGGUUUAAUAUACCUGGAUACAAAGAAAACAUUUCUGAGCUUUACAGUUGCAGCUAUGGAAAACAGUAAAACAGUUGAAAUCAUUCAUAUCGAUUAGUUAUAAUUAGUUUUUAUCGAUUAUAUUGAUUAUUUUCUUAAUGAUUUCGCGUAGCAUAUUUCGUGUUACAGUUGCAAUGGCAACCAAACAUUAACAGAUAAUAUUUUGUGAUAUGCGAUAAACCAUAAAUAACAGCGACCACCAAAAACAUAUGUAUAAUAUGAUUCAUUGUUUUUCCUUGCAGUGGAGAAAAUAUCAAGUUAUUUAAUUAUUUAUUCCUCGUAAGCUGUUCUUUCAGGGCCUACAUUUUUAUAGAUAUUUAAAGUUUAAAUGUUGAAGAAAUUAGAUAUUUAAAUGAAA